Porites evermanni is the source of this 5662-nucleotide messenger RNA. Lineage: Eukaryota; Metazoa; Cnidaria; Anthozoa; Scleractinia; Poritidae. The record is from the annotation of a GenBank genome assembly.
AUGCAUUAUAUGAUUUGCAGGGCCUUUGUGGAUAGUGACAAUGAAGAUGAUGAAUCAAAGUUUAUUGAUGAUGAGGAUGAAGAUGAAUCUGGACCAUCCUAUCCGCACGUAGCAGAUGAUGAUGAUGAUGAUGAAGAAGAUGAGUUGGAUAAAUUUAUGGCAGGAAUUGAGGUAUUAUAAAGGAAAGCUGACAUGACUCUUUUAAGUGUAUAAAGGAAUCCAUCCAUUUCAUGACACUGAAUCAACUUGAGUCACAGAGAGUGAGCAAUCAGAGAAGGAAACAAGAGAACGUUGUUGUGACAUACUGGUAUCAGGCUUCUACCCUGAAUUAAUGGCUUGAAUGUAGUGCUCAGUCCCUUAUCUAGCUGUGCCUGAUUAUGCUCUUAAGAGCUGGUAGCUGGGGAUUUGGUAAUAAUUUAUUACAAUAAUUAUAGUAAAUUUUAAAUAAUUUAUGAUUUACUUAUAAUUUAUAAUGCUUAUUAUAAAUAUGUUAUAAUUAUUAUGGUAAAUUAUUAUGACUCUCUGAGUGUCACUUAAUUUUAAAGAACACUUAUAAUAAUAAUAAAAAUUAUUAUGAUAAUCAUUCAAAAUAUACUUAUCUGUGUUAGAGCAAUAUAUUAUAGCUAAUUACUGGACUCUUCUGGGCUGGCCAAGAAUCACGCAGGAAUGUAAAGCUGAAUGAUACAAUACUAGCUUCUGUACAGCUGUAACAUUAAAAAUUGUUAUUGUAAUGCCAUGGUAAUUGUUCAUUAUUUUGUACUUUUCAGCAUGAGGUCCGAAAAGAAGCAAGUAUGUCUGAGAAGGAAAAAAGUGAAAAAGAAAGGAAAAAGUAAAUAAUGUUACAGUAUUUUGUUACUGUAUUUGUUACAUGCUUGGUUUUAUUGUAUAAGAAUCCAAUGAUUAGAGUUUACUUUUGCAUUAGUGAAGAAUACAACUAGAAAAAGUAAAUUUUCAAUGAAUUUAAGGUAUGCUUGCCAUUUUUUUCUUUUGCAUCCAACAUCUGGGCAGAGCUGCACUAACAGUUGGUUGUUUAGUUUUGUUUAAUUCUCACUUUUGAUUGUUAUUCUUUUGCCUGUAUUAUGGUCAAAUGAAUGCAUUACUGUACCCUUUUAUUUUGGUUCUGAUCAGGAUUCGAAGAGAUGAUAUUGAGGAUGAGGAUGAUCAGGAAUCCUAUUACAACUACAUGAAAAAUGCUCCUGUAGUUGCUUAUCCUGACGACGAGGAAGAACUUGAAUAUGACAGUGAUGGUAAUCCUAUUGCUCCAGAAAAAUCAAAGGUGAGUGAGUCAAUUCAGUACGUGUGCCGGGAGCAGGACUUGGUUUCAUCCAUUUCAAUCUUUAAGGAUUAAGUGACUUGAAAUUAGUUUAUCGCAUUAUUGGCCAGGGCUCAAAAAGUGUAGAUUUUCUUGCUGGGCAAGUAACUGAGCAAGGAGUGAUCCUUGGCCAGCAACACGUGACAGCUGCUUGCCCAAAGGACAAUCUGGAAUUCAAGUUCUUUUUGACCCCUGGGAAGGAGUUUUAUCUAGGAACUUAUGUCCUUAAAUUUAUCAUGUAGGUGUACCUGAACCUGUUCUAGAUGUAACAAAGUUAAAUUUCUAACCCUAUCUUGAAAAUAAUGCAAAACAGGUAUGCUGCUCCACAUACAUUUCAAUAGAAGACACAAGAGGAUAUGUAAUUAUUAUGAGUGCUUACCAAAAGCCAGAAUUGGCCAGCUUAACAGGUUAUUUUGAAGGUUAACUGGGCUUUUCUCAUGAGUUUUUGGUAUAAAAGGGCUUCUGAUAGGGUGUAAGAAAAACAUUAAAAUUUGUUAGACUUUGGGGGCAAAUAAAUAUUCAUUGUGGGAAAACACUUGCACAGUAAUUGUUCAAUUACCUGAUUUGUGGCUUAAUGUAAUGUAGGCAAGCUUAAACAUGAGACAAUAGUGGCCAGCAUUCUCCACCACUAAUCAUAUUGGGUUGCUCUUUGGGCGUUUGUAGGGCUCUUGUAAUUUUACAAUACUUUUGCUGAGGUCAAUCAUUUUGCUCAGGUUGCCUUCGGGUGUAUUUGUUUCACAAUGAAUGCUAACUACAUGGUUACAUGAAGUACCAGUAGUUUUCAAUUUAACUCUUUCUUUCUUUUUUUUUUUAGAUAAUUGUACCUCUCCCGGCUGUGGAUCACUUUGAGGUAUUUUUUCUGUAAAUGUAGCUGUUGUGGGUAAAAUCCAUUCUUAGAUGAAUCCAGAAUUCAAUCUAGUUUUUUCUAGCCACAAUUUUUCUUAGGAGACAAAGGCUUUGAUUGAAACACUGGAUUAUCUAAAUCCAUUUUAGGUGAUAAGAAUACAUGUAAAUAUGCUGAUUGUGUUGUGAGGAUACUUGAUGGAUAUUUGCUUUGUAUUGUAAAUGCUAUUAUCUGAUAAAAUAAGACAAGGAAUAACAAUUCAGUUUUUUCAUUAAGAAUUCUAGUAGCAGGAAAAAGCUGUAACGUUGUCACAGGAGAAUAUUUUGAAAGAGGCCCCAUGUCUGAAUGAAAAAUAGUUAUAAGGCUACCAAACAUUUCCAGGAGAAUUCGACAUAGUAAACAGAGAAUUCUCCAAUCUCUGAUGCAAUGACAACAACAAGAAUACAGCCAAACCACCUAAAUACAUACACAAAGGGACAGAGACAAUUAUUAUUAGUGUUCUCAUUACAGAGGUGUCUGUAUUAUAAAGCAGGAAAAAAAUUGUAUGCAGUUUUGUACGUUUGGGACCAAAACAAAUGUCUGCAAUAGAGAGGUGUCCACCGGCUGGUCAUUAGUAUAGCAGCAAACUGCAGAAAAAUCAGCUGGCUACUUUUAGUUGGAAAAUGAGUCAAAGAAAGCAAAAUAAUGCAGGACGAUUUGUUGGAUAAACGACCUGCUAAUUUCCCUGAGAGACCAGCCAACUUCCGUAUUGUGGAGGUGUUUGUAUGGAGAGUUUCGACUGUCAACUCAGAGUAUAUCCACUCUUCUCUGUUGAUUUUGUCAGGGUUCGUACGUGUCUUGAAAACUCUUAAAAACCCCUGAAUUUUAAGAGUCCUUUUUUAAGGCCUUGAAAGUCCUUGAAAUUCUCUAUGGUCCAUUUUGGUCCUUGAAAGUCGUUGAAAUUUUAAUCAAAGAACAUUUGAUAAGAAGCAUCAUCACUAUUAUUGUCUUUUUCAUUAUGGAAGGUAAUUCUUUGAUAAGUACUCACAAACGAAUUUUCAUAAAAAAAAUGGUUGCCAUUAUUAUCAGAAUAUUGUUAUAGUUUAUUUGGAACCUGUGUUAAAAGUAAUAAAUAAGGUCCUUGAAAUUUAAAAAUGUGUCCUUGAAAAGUCCUUGAAAAGUCCUUGAAUUUUACGGCAGAAAAAGUGUACAAACCCUGUUUUGUGAAUGGUCUUUUUCUAUUUUCAUUUGUUGCAGAUUGACUACCCCCAAUUUGAGAAAAACUUUUACAUUGAACAUGAAGAAAUUUCAAAACUUACAGCCCAUGAGGUUCAAGAAUUGAGGAAGAAGUUAGCAGUCAAGGUAACUUUUCAACCCUCUAUAAAAGUGACCGCCUGUACAUUCUGAUUUGAUUAAUGAUUUCUGAUGUUUAUUCACCCCAUUAUUAUUUUUAUAUUAACAACAACAACAAAUUUAUUUAAAUUGCACUUGUCUAGCUGCACACAACAAAAGCUGAUUUCUAGGUGGGACGUAGGAGACACACAUUACAAAACAAAAAGAAGCAAUAUGUUGUAUCAUGAUAGUGGAUGUAAAUACAUGCAUAGUCGAGGAGUAAUUUGAAUGAAAUAUCUAUACCUCAAGCUUUUACCAUAAUGUUUCUCUUCAUGAACUAUGGAGGAGUUUGAGAAACUGUCUUGAUUUUCUGGUACUUAUUGGUGUUGUAUCUUUGAUUGGUAGGUUUCUGGAGCGUUGCCUGUGCGGCCGUCCAUCAGUUUUGCACACUUUGGUUUUGAUGAGCAGCUUAUGGGUGCAAUCAGAAAACUGGAGUACACACAACCUACACCAAUCCAGUGUCAGGUAUUAAACCCUCAUUGUCAAACAUGUAUGCUGCCGACCUCCCUGCAAUGUUGCAAGUCCAGUGCUCUAACUACUCCGCUAUGCUGCUUUCUUCCAGUGCUAGUGUAGGAUAGUAGAUCUCACAGUUUCAUUAUGUUACAGUAACUGUGUUAAGCUCAAUGUUUUUUCUACAGUGUGCACUUGUAGAACUCACAUCAAGCCCACAUUCUUUAAGGGGGUUAGGGUUUGUAGAGUUCGAAAGGAUAAACAGAAAUCGUUACAUUGCAUGAGAUUUUUCAAGAGAGAGAUAAAUUUGUAAAAUAGUUGUCAUUAAAAGCUAUCUGCCUCAAAACUACUGUCAACACGUCCUGUUGAUACGUAACUUCAUGAGCGACACUUUGGCACAAAUUAAUAUUAUCAAAAGGUACAGUUUUGCUAGAUAUAUAUCUUUCAAAACGUUUAAAUGUUGGUUGCUUUAGAGGUGAUUCAUCUCAAGAUUUUAAACGACAUAAGGGAAGGAUGGAAGUUUGCAAACAUUGUUUUCUGUAGUGGAUCACCCUCUAUAAAUCCCUUGUUGGCAAAAAAAAGUGGGAAAACAUAAUUUGGUGAAUCUUUUGUUAAUAACUGCUGUAAAGUAUGUUGCAGCUGUGUGGAAAUACUGUGCUUUAUUUCCCUGACUAGCCUUGGAAAACAGCUGACAUUUCGUGACUCGCCAACACUGGUUUCCCUGCGAGAUGACAUCUGAGAAACGAAUGCAAAAAUUCCAUGCUGAUGACGCGUCACUAUCCAAAUCUGAUUACAGUUAGUGCUUCUGAUUGGUUGUGCCGCAUGGGAAAUUUGUUUUAAAUAAUCAGAAUCACUAACCAGAUCUGGGUAGUGAUCCGUCAUCGGUAUGGAAUUUCUGUAGUCGUUUCUCAGAUGUCAUUUCAUGGGGAAACUUGUGGUGGCAUUGCAAAAUAGACUGAGACGAGGACGACUACGAGUGCGAGAUUUCCUCAGUACUGAAUAAUUGCUCACGCGUGAACCAGUGUCAUUUUGGCGGGAAAACGUGAUAGCCGUCGUCAUUCUACUACGAGUUUUAGCGAUAAUGUCGUAGUGGCGCAAACAAGUUAUCAAAUGUAAGAAGUUUUAUAAUUUUGUUAUAGGAAGAAGGCUUAACCUCCUUCAGUAUAAAUAACCGUACCGCAAAAAGCAUAAAUAACCGUAGUGAAAAAAGGUAAAAUGAAGCUUUCCGGGCUGUCUUUUUUUUGAGAACACGCGCAAAACCUUUAAGUUAAAUCUCGUACUUGUACUCAAAUCUAAAACUCUCUAAUGUCGGCUGUUUCCUCACGCUAGUCGCUGAAUGUAUGUCGAUAGCAAUCAGCGUCUUCUCAUUUCAGGCAAUUCCCGUAGCACUGAGUGGACGAGACAUCAUCGGCAUUGCUAAAACAGGUUCUGGUAAAACGGCAGCAUUUCUUUGGCCAGCACUAGUACAUAUUAUGGAUCAGCCAGAGCUGGAGCCAGGUGAUGGUCCCAUUGCACUCAUAUGUGCCCCUACAAGAGAACUUUGUCAACAGAUCUUCAUAGAGGCACGGCGGUUUGGUAAAGUGUAUAACAUUCAUGUCGUGGCUGUCUUUGGUGGGGGAAACAAGUAUGAGCAAUCAAAAGCCCUUCAGGAAGGGGCUGAAAUUGUUGUUGCUACUCCGGUAAGA